UUCUGCACUGACUUGUUGUGUACACGCGUUGUACAUGUGCCACCUCGUCAUGGAUUCAGGACCUUGUAGUCAAGAAGAGGAGCAGUUGAUCACGAAGGGAGCCUCUUCGGACGUCUUACCGGCGAUUGUGAACUCUGCGCCUUCUGAUUCCGAUCAGAGUGUGGCGAGCGAUGCUGACGACUCCGAAAGAUUAUUGGAAACCGUGGAUUCAGACUUUGAUGAGACGAAGGGAGGAGAAAGAAAAAUACAAUUACCUCGGUGGUGUGUGCUGUGUGUUGUCAUCUUUGUCAUCCUGUACUUGGCCCUGGUAGUAAUCAUUGAGUUGAAGGACGAUCUGCAGCCUCCACUGAAGAUGUUCCGUGGCAGUGCUUUUGUGAUUGCUCUCUACAUGUUGUUGCCGGUUGACAUUUGUGCGUGGGAGAAGGCCGGUCUUGGUUCAUCAUUCAGGAAAAUGUUCUUUAAUAAUCCUACAGGAAAAUCUUUGCCGAGAUCGGAGAUGCUGAGAUCGGCCUCUUUCUUUGCUUUAAUUUGGUCAUUGGGAUUAGGACUGUGUUUGAUCACCUCUAAUUUCGAUCGAGUCUUUUUUCUUGUUUGGUCUGUUUCGGUGUGGUCUUGUCUGAUUGUGUAUGGAUUUUUUGUCUGUAAAUGUUUCAAGCUGACUUUGCCACAUCGGUCGUCUCGUCUCUGGUUUGUUCGAGUUGUGGGUCGCGUGCUGACUGCUCCCUUUUGGGACGUAGAGUUUGCCGAUUUUUGGCUUGCUGAUCAACUGUGUAGUCUCACACAGACGAUGGUGGAUUUCGAGUUCACAGUCUGUUAUCUGUUAGUCGAUUACCAUCAUCCUGGACUGGAGAUUUGCCACUGUCCAAAGCCUCUUCCUGAAUGCAUACGCCCGAUGACGGCAAGCAAUUACAUUCGGCCGAUUGUAGCUUGCCUACCAUCGUAUUGGCGAUUUGCUCAAUGUAUGAGAAUAGCUGUGACAAAACGGAAUCUAGCACAGCUCAUUAAUGCUGGAAAGUACAUGUCUCAGUUUCCUGUUGUUAUAUUCUCAUCUCUUGCCGGCCUGGCGCAUAUCAAAGGGCACAAUGAGAAUUAUAGGAUAUAUAUUUCGUUAUGGAUUGCAUUGUCUCUUUUUCACAGUCUUUAUGUGUUUGUGUGGGAUGUUGUUCAGGACUGGGGCCUGUGUAGCAGCAUGGAGUAUGGUAAUUUGAUUUUGUCUCGCCAACUUUACUACAGAGGAACGUGGAAGUACUACUGCGCCAUCAUCAUAGACUUCUUCCUUCGAUUCUCGUGGUCGGCCAAACUCAGCAUUCAGUUUGGUGUCUUACAGAGUGACAGCAAUGAUAUGAUAGUUGCUAUACUUGCCAUGCUAGAAGUGCUCAGGAGAUUCAUCUGGAACUUCUUUCGCAUCGAGAAUGAACAUGCAAAGAACUAUGCGAACACGGUCCUCGUCUCUCCAAUUAAUUAAUCAAGAGACUUGAAUGCAAUUUGGUGUUGUUUUUAUACCACUGCACAGUACAAGAAGUUUAUUUUUGAAAUAUUAAUUGUAUCAGC
Messenger RNA from Corticium candelabrum, 1551 nucleotides. Its product is annotated as solute carrier family 53 member 1-like. The transcript has a single exon. The coding region runs from base 35 to 1465 and encodes 476 amino acids. Gene Ontology annotation, molecular function: inositol hexakisphosphate binding. Gene Ontology annotation, biological process: phosphate ion transport; cellular response to phosphate starvation. NCBI's taxonomy places the organism in Eukaryota, Metazoa, Porifera, Homoscleromorpha, Homosclerophorida, Plakinidae. The record is from RefSeq and is a predicted model, not a curated record. Gene Ontology annotation, cellular component: Golgi apparatus; plasma membrane; cytoplasm.